AUGUUCUAUUCGGAGCUCCUCCUUACCAAGACCGGGCCGCUGGCUCGCGUUUGGCUCGCUUCCAACCUCGAUCGAAAGCUCACCAAGCAGAACGUCCUGCAAUCGAACCUGGAGAACAAUGUGAAGGACAUCAUUGGCGGCGAGCAGGCGCCAAUUGCGCUGCGCCUAAGUGGCCAGUUGCUGUUGGGUGUUGUGAAGAUCUACAACCGCAAGGCCAAGUACUUGAUGGACGACUGUAGCGAAGCGCUGCUCAAAAUCAAGAUGGCCUUUCGACCCGGCAACGUCGAUCUUCCCAGUGAUCAGUCACACAAGGCAAACCCCAACGCUCUCAUCCUACCCGACACCAUCACCGAACUCGACCUCUUCGCCCCUCUACCCGACCCUGAAGACCUCCUCCGCGAACCAGAAGCCCGCGCACCUGGGCAAGAUCCGACACUGCUCGAUUUUGGAAUGAGCCAAAUGCUUGACAGCCAGACACCGACCCGCACACAAAGAACGCGCUUACUAAAUCUUGACGACGAUGAUCUUGGCCUUGAUCUUGGUCUCGACGAAGACCCCAUUCGCUCGACUCCCAUGAGUGAGGGACAGAGCAUCGAGCAGGGACGUCGAGCUCCCACGCCGCGUCGUGACGAGCCGACAAUGUUGGAAGACGACGAUCUUGGUCUGGACUUUGGGUUCGGGGAUACAACGAUGAACCCGACACUGGGAGGCAACGACGGACCUAUGCCUGGACUUGAUGAUGACUUCCCGAUGGGCGGCGUGGACAAUGAUGAGAUUGCGAAGGCGAAUGAGGCGGCUCUUGACCGUGCUGAUGAGCGGAGGCGUCGUGAUUCCGAAUCGCCACUGUCAUCCGUUCGCUCCAGUGUAGAGCGUGACCUUGAGCGGACCUUCCAGCUCGACCAGAAUAUGGACGAAACCGAUCCAACUAUGGUCCAAGCAGCUCAGCGAGUCAAGCGGAGAAGAGUCAUUCGCAUGGACGACCAGACUGAACUCGCCAGUGCUCAGAUCAAAGCUCAGCAAGAGGACCACUCCAACAUCACAAAGGCCCCGUCAUUCCUUCCUCGAGAUCCACUCCUUCUUCAGCUCAUGGAGAUGCAGCGGAAUGGCAGCUUUGUCAGCAAUCUCAUGGGCGAUGGUCGCAUGCAAGGCUGGGCACCCGAGCUUCGCGGCAUCUUCUCAUUGGAAGUCAUUCGGAAAGCAGGAGACAAGAAGCGAAAGCGCGACUCUGGUAUUGCCGAUGUCGAAACUGACGGUGAGCGCCAGGAGAGCCCUCGACUGGAGAUCCCACAAGACGAAGAUGAAGGCCUGCCUACAGGUGCGGGCGCAAACGACUUCGGCGCUGACCCUACGCUCAACGACGACGACGCACCCCUCAUCAUGUCCGAUGGUCUCGACCGCCAACAGGACGAUGAAGAAGCCUAUGACGACGCACCCAUGAACUUUGAUAUCACCGAAGCACCCCUCCUUCACCCUUCCCAGUCAGGCCCUGUAGCAGUGGGCACGAAGAAGAUGGUGCAUCUUCUCCGCGAACACUUUGCGCCCGACCACCCGAAGACUGCGACAGAGCCACCGACGCCAUCCAAGCGCACCGUGGCAUCGGCGCUGUUCACAGAUCUGUGUCCUGCCAAGACGACCUCCCGACAGGAUGCGACGAAGAUGUUUUUUGAGUUACUGGUGCUGGGCACGAAAGACGCCAUCAAGGUCGAGCAGGAGAACAAGUCGUUGGGAAUGCCGAUUCGUGUGCGUGGCAAGAGAGGACUAUGGGGCGAUUGGGCCGAAAUGCAGUCCGGCGGAGAGAUCGCUACUCAGGAACAAGAAGUCUCGAACGAAGUCGAGGCAGCAGCUUGA
This is a messenger RNA of Zymoseptoria tritici IPO323, 1848 nucleotides long. RefSeq lists its product as uncharacterized. Gene Ontology annotation, biological process: mitotic sister chromatid cohesion; synaptonemal complex assembly; replication-born double-strand break repair via sister chromatid exchange. NCBI's taxonomy places the organism in Eukaryota, Fungi, Ascomycota, Dothideomycetes, Mycosphaerellales, Mycosphaerellaceae. The record is from RefSeq and is a predicted model, not a curated record. Gene Ontology annotation, cellular component: cohesin complex; synaptonemal complex. Gene Ontology annotation, molecular function: protein binding; chromatin binding. Bases 1 to 1848 code for a protein of 615 amino acids. The transcript is spliced from 3 exons.